CCAAUCAGCGCCGGCCUGAGACGCUGGCGCCGUCAGGGUCUCGGUCGAGGCGACGCGGGGAAGCCAUGGAUCAGGGCUACGGUUAUGGUUCUUGGGGUACUGAUACCUGCAGUACUCAAGGUUCAUAUGCUGCAAACCCAACAAGUUGGCAAGGAUAUGAAGGCUAUGAUUAUUACAGUGCCCAAGCCAACAAUUCUGCUACUGCUGCCACGUACAACUAUGAUGCUGGUGCUGUUGCCACAACUACAUGGGAUGCUUCUAAAGCUAAUAAUAUGACAAUGAGUACCGACAUGAGCACUGGUAUGCCAGUUGUAAAUUACAAUACUGGGAUAGUGGGCACAGAAAACAACGACUCCAUUAUAGCAAAAAUAAACCAGCGUCUGGAUAUGCUGUCAAAGGAAGGCAGUGGCAGUGCUGGAGAAGGCUUGGAAGAUCAGGGAAGCUCUUUCAGAUUUGAGUCUUUUGAGUCCUAUGACUCUAGAGCCUCGGUGCCUGACCGUGAUUUGUACAGAAUCAACUAUGACUAUAAUGAAGUUGGAUCAGAUCGGAAUGAUUCUUUUGGAUGUCACUACGAUGCUGCUGGUAACCCACAAGAACAGGCACAGAACAGAGCAAACAACUAUAGCUUUGCUAGAGGCAGGGCACAGAACCGAGGACGUCCCAACACUUUCAGUCGUGACCGCUUCAUGCCAUCAAGUACAGAACGACUCUCUACACGAUGGAAUGAGAUUAAUUACAUGGGCGGAAGGAAUAUGGGAGGAUCUGGAUCUAACAGACCUCCAUCGCUCUUUUCUCAAGACUUCAUUCCUGAAUAUAGAGAUUAUGGUGAUUAUGGAGACUGUGGUGACUAUGGGGAAUUUGGCAACUAUGGGGAUUAUGAUUAUGGCAUGAUGGGAACACCAGGAAUGGGAGUAGGAAGGUUUCCCAGGAACAUAUCCUAUGGCUUCAGCAGAUCAUAUGGCAGACCUAAGAGAAGAGUUUUCCGUGGCCAUCUGGGUGGGCGUUCAGAUAAUGAAGGUGGAUUACAUAAGCGAAAGCUGUCCCAAAGUGGAGAUGAACCAGACUGCAAACAGGCAAAGACUGAAAGUGAAAGAGAUGACUCAGACAAUGCAGAUGAUGGAGAAGGAGAAGACAAAUUAGGAGAUGAAGGAGACAAAGGUGAGCACAGGGGAGGCAAUGAAGCACUCAAGGGGAAAGCAACUGGUGAUGAUGAAGAAUCAAAGCAAAGAAAAGAAAAACAGAGGCAAAGGGAUCGAAUGCGUGACCGCGCUAUGGACAGAAUCCAGUUUGCUUGUUCUGUAUGCAAAUUUCGAAGUCUUGAAGAGGAAGAAAUGGAGAAGCAUUUACAGAGCAAAUUUCACAAAGAUGUUUUGCAAUAUAUUGGGACCAAACUGCCUGACAAGACCGUAGAAUUCCUGCAAAAAUAUAUUGUGAAUAGAAAUAAGAAAAUUGGUAAGCGCCGACAAGAGCUGACAGAGAAAGAGGGCACCAAACCAAAACCAGACCCUUUCAAAGGAAUUUCCCAAGAGCACUUUUUUAAAAAGAUAGAAGCAGCACAUUGCAUGGCUUGUGACAUGCUAAUUCCAGCACAACAACAACUUCUUCAGAGACACUUGCGGUCUGUUGAUCACAACAGGAAUCGCAGGAUGGCAGCAGAACAUUUCAAGAAGGCCAGUUUCCAUGUAGCUAAGAGUGUCCUAAAUAGCAAGCACAUAGUGAAAAUGCUAGAAAAGUACCUCAAGGGUUCGCAGGUGCCUCAGCAACACCUCAUGAUCAACAGUAUCAAAGGCUGCCGACAGGUCUAACAGAAUCAGCAUGGACAUCUGACCUUUGUCCAUCAGCAGGAGGAGAUCUACGACCCAACCAGCACAGUCUCCGUACCAUACCCAGGUGCAAAACCAAGCUGAAAGGGGUGAAGGAAAUCUGAGGAUUCCAGGUAAUGCCAGAGUUGCCCCAUCAAAAAUCUUCUCAUCACCUUCCCCAUGAAAGGAAGGCUGAAGGCAGGGUGAGACUGUUAGCAUCAAGAGAUAAUUCUUGAACACUUACCUGUUGCUUCCUUCUUUAAAGGAUUUUGGCUUUUUGCCCUUCCUGAGGAAGCCUUUGAUAGUCUCAACCAGUUUGGGACUCUGAAUCCCUCCCAACAUAUUUUUCUAGCGAUUGAUGGACAAAUCCAUAUCGCAGGGUAGAGCCUAGAGCUCUGUGAAACUCCAAAAUAUCAGUAAAUCAGGCUGAUUGGUUCAUUUUCAGCCAGAGAAGAUGACACAACUGCCUUUCACCUGCAUGGUUCUUCAUUUAUGAAGACAGUCUGGUCUGCAUUUGAUCCAAUUGGGUCAUAAAACAGAAAUCCUCUGUUGUUGGGUGCAGAAAAUAACUCAGCUGUCAGAUCCAGUUUUUGUGGGUGGGGUUCAAUGGAUAUAGCUGAAAAAGCAGGGCCCAUGAACUUCUGUACCUCAUGUGCAUAUGAGUUCAGAAACUGUCGUUUGCAUUUUAUUAGAUUAUGGGAUAGAUUUCUGCUUUGGAAUUCUGCCUUCUUCCCUUCUACAUCUGUUUCAGGUCAGUCACAUAUGAGUGAUCUGCAAGAAGGCAGGAAAUGUUCUUAAGCAUGUUAUGACGGUAUGGGCUAUACAGUGGUUUUGAGAUCCAAUAGCCAGUGUGGUGUAGUGGUUUGAGCGUUGGACUACGACUCUGGAGACCAGGGUUUGAAUCCCCGCUCGGCCAUGGAAGCCCACUGGGUGACCUUGGGCAAGUCAAACUCUCUCAGCCUCAGAGGUAGGCAAUGGUAACCCCCUUAUGAACAUAGCUUGCCAGGAAAACUCCAUGGUAGGUUCGCCUUAGGGUCACCAUAAGUCAGAAAUUACUUAGAAGGCACACAACAACAACAGAACAGCACUAGUAUACAACUACUGUUUCUAUAAAUUGUUUUCUUUAGUAAAGAAUAGAAAACUGAACCAAACCAGAUCAGAGCCAAGUUGGGCAGUUAUAAGCUCAGACUUCAGUCUGAGGAAGAUUAGCAUGACUUCUUUAUGGGGAAUUUCCAGUAUAGUCUUCAUGGUCUUUUAUAAGACACAGAGUGUGUUUUGCUUAACAAGAUGACCAAAAUAUGUGAAGUAGCCAUCAUUUGUUUAUAACCAUAUGUCAAGACCUGGACUUUGGUAAUGCUGAAAUAGAAUGAUGAAGGAGUUACAUCUUAGCUGCUGAAAUAACUUGGUAUUUACUGAACAUGGCAUUUUGUGCCAGGUGUUCAAAAAUUAAGUUGAGAAAUCAGCAGAUUUCCCAGGCCAUAGGUAGUAUAUGUUGAUUUCCUUCAUUUUCCUGUUACGGUAUUGUCCUUUUCUGACAUGACAGUAAAAAUACUUCAGCAAAUUACAUCCCAUUCUUAUUCUUUUGAAAUGGAGACUUCAUAGAUUUCAUAUAGUGCCAUCUUCAUAGACUGAAGGUAGUGGUAGGAUCAAGUAAAGGUUUUAGUUAAAAUGUGUUCUGAUCACUUAAGUAGUUUUAGACAGAACAGGGAUUUAUGCUCUUCACUUUUGAAAUGAGGGCAUUAGAUUUCAAUUACUCAAUUGCAAAUUUCUACAUUCUAGUCCUGAGUUUUUCUAAGAGAACUUUAGAUGAUUCUGCAAUAUUGAUAAUAUGCUUCCUCCCUUUGUCAGGGUGACGACCCAUUUACAGAUGAGAACACUGACCAAGAUGUUGACGAAUCUGAAGCUGUAGAGGGGGCAGAUGGUGAAAGAGCCACAGAAAGUACUACUGUAGAGGAAAAAAAGAAUACCAGGGAUGAGGUCAAAACCAAUGA
Molecule: messenger RNA, 3793 nt
Organism: Sceloporus undulatus (fence lizard)
Lineage: Eukaryota; Metazoa; Chordata; Lepidosauria; Squamata; Phrynosomatidae
Gene: AKAP8
Product: A-kinase anchoring protein 8
Exons: 14
Coding region: 66-1805 (579 amino acids)
Cellular component (GO): nucleus; nuclear matrix
Molecular function (GO): DNA binding; protein kinase A regulatory subunit binding
Source: RefSeq, a predicted model, not a curated record